This is a messenger RNA of Letharia columbiana, 3276 nucleotides long. RefSeq lists its product as uncharacterized. The transcript has a single exon. The record is from RefSeq and is a predicted model, not a curated record. NCBI's taxonomy places the organism in Eukaryota, Fungi, Ascomycota, Lecanoromycetes, Lecanorales, Parmeliaceae. Gene Ontology annotation, molecular function: ADP binding. The coding region runs from base 1 to 3276 and encodes 1091 amino acids.
AUGGAGAAGGAAUAUCAAGAACUAGAUCGACGGCUCUUCGAUAAGAGACGGCGCGAUGGAACGGCAUGCGUACUUCUACAUGGACAGCCUGGCAGCGGCAAGUCCCAUCUAGCUCGACAAUACGUCAACAAAAACCGAAAAAAGUUUGGUGGAGGAGUGUUCUGGAUCACAGCCAAGUCGAAGGAGGAAAGAUACCACGCCUUUUGGAACCUCAAGCAAAAAGUCGUCUGUCGAGACAAGCCAGAACUGUGUGACGGCAUCAAUGGCAAGGACUUUGUUCCACUGGUCAAAGCCUGGUUUGAAGGACGACAGGAGUGGCUUGUGGUCUUUGAUGGCGUCACGGUUGAAAGAGAUGAAGACACCACCGAUUUCGCGAAUUUCGUACCGGACAGUCGAAACUCGAGCAUUAUCUAUAUCUCGAGAGCUAGGAGUCUCGAGUCUAAGCAACGACUACUACGGCCAUUUCCUAUCAAAGUUGGACCUCUGAAGGAGGAUGACGCUAAGAAGUUGCUUUUCAAGGAACUGCACAUCAAAAGACCAACAGAGGCUGAGAAGAGGAAGGCAAAUGAGCUGGUUCGGAACAUCGGCGGUCUGCCUUUGGCCAUCAAUGCCAUCAGUCAGCGCCUGGCUGACACCCAUGAGCCUCUUACAAAGUACAAGCUAUCAUACAGCGCUGAUCCGACUAUCGAAGAGACCUACAACAAGAUUCUGGACGAUCUCCAGCGUCUGGGUCAUAUGGAAGCAUGGAACCUAAUACAUAUACUAUGCUGGUUUGGGCACGAGAUUCCGGUAGAGAUGGUGCACCUUGGAUUAAGGAUCCUUCGCACCAAUGUCGAGGUCAGGGCAACCGAGAUUGGAGGGAGACCAGAUAUAAACACUACGUUUGGAGAGUUGAGGCGGUACGCACUUAUCGAAAGAAACGAGCCUGACGACGUGGACUCCAUGUCAUCGAGCCGGAACAGCCUGGUCGACCCAGAGCCAAUCGACAUGCUCAAAAUCCACAGCGUCGUCCAGAACUUCUGUUGCGACUCGCUGAACACCAGAGGUUUACUCCCACAAUGGCUGGGAUACGCUGUGGGGCUGUUCUCUUUCUCUUACCACCAGGCAGAUCUCAAGAUCAAACAUAGGCCAGAUACUGCCCGGGUUUCUGAUUAUCGAUACUACAAGGUACACGGUCAGAGGCUCUGGGAUCACUCUGUGCAUUACGAGAGCAAGACCCAAGAUCUUGGGAGUAUAAGGCAGAUCCUACAGCCAACAUUGAGCAUAAUCAAUGAAGAGAUCCUGCAACACGAGCCUAGCUCGUCCCAGGAAAGCUUGAAAAAUGGCAUCUUCCAGAUCUCCAUCUUCGACAGGACAAGUAGCAGCUCGGAUUCUGGCCCAGGUCCUCUCACGCCUGACCAUCGACCUACUCCUCCGCCACUCGACAAUGAGACUCUGUUUGGAUUCCCAAAGGGCAAGACAGCAGACUCGCCUGGAAGCUUUGAUGCUGCUUCAGUCGGAACACGUCCCAAAAUAGUCGGCUACAGCCCGCGACUGCCAGAUUUGGACGACAUCGGUUAUGAGAGUGAGCAAGAAGGUCAACGUACAUCGCGUCCUAUGCAGCAGGAUCUUUCUGGUCAUACCGCACGGCCCUCACCCCCGUCUCUCGCACCAGCUACAGCUAAGACCUACGAUGAAGAUUGGCAAGUCGUGCCGUCAGCCUGGAAGCCAAGAAAACCCCGUGGCCGUCGUGAUCUAGGAAGCUUUCGGCCUACUACGGCAAGACCACAAAUAGACAGGAGGAGUGUGGCUGGAUCUGUCGUUCAGUCAGACCCAGAUGAUAGGCAGGUUAGGGAGACUUCUCCAGCCUUUAAGUCGCUAAAGAAAGUGCAAUCCCGUAGUCCUCCACCUUCGCGAAAUGGUAUAGCAUCACUCUUCCAACGUGGACCACUAGGUCGUACUACAGCUCCGCCUGUCACGCAAACAACGUGGGCCGGCAUUGCAGCGGGAAGAGCAGGUCAGCAACCGCAACAACGAAGCAAUGGACCAAGUUCCGCUACUGCUGGUCGACCUGCGGCACCUAUGAUCAUGGAGCGCGGUAGAUCUCGUGAAAGCUUGAGAAGCAGGCGAGAUAAUGCUCGGUCGUCCCCUUCGCCUUUGGGGUCGGAAUUCGUACCGCGUCGGGGGUCAGCAGCCGAUACAGGAGAGGAGAACGUUCGCACGGGUCCAGCGUAUCCUGCCUAUACGAAUGAGCGCCCACCGGCCGGUUUCCAGUAUACUACUCCUUAUCCAGGGUCCAGUUCCAGUCUUGCGCAAAUAGCGCAAGGGCGGCCUAUCGACGGUAACUUGCCAUAUUAUAACCCCCCGCCACUGGGGCCCAAUUUAGCACCUCUUCCAGUCGAAGAAAGUAUCACCAUCACAACCAAGCGUCCCCUCCCUCCUUACCUCUACGAGCAGCCACCGUCGCCCUUCUUCCCGCCACCAGAAUCUCACUACUCAUCGCAACCGCAAAGUCGAACCAGCCCUCAUCAACCUUAUCAACAAGUGUACAACGCGCCUUAUCCGCCACCAAUUAUGCCUGCAAUACCAAAAGGCUACUACUCGCAACCCAUGUCACGCCAUCACUCCGACCAAUCUCGCGACUCUACAGCAGAAACAGACCCAGUUCGCUAUCCCUCAAACAUUUCACCACGGAUUCUGCCCUCCGACGCCCUGCGGGAAAGACAUUCAGACGGCCGCCCCUUUCGCAAGUCUCCCAAAACCGACUUCGCCCGACCCAUAUACUCAGCUCACUCGUCCCCACGCAUCCAGCCCCACGACCUUUCCCACACUGGCGGCUGGGCCUACCCAUCGCCGUCCCACUCAGCCCCGGAUCCCUACGACAUGUCCAUGUCCCGCUCGUCGUCCGGGCCUGGCGUAGCAGUCUCAGACGCACCUGGUAGAAUUAUACGUUUCGACAACGCAGGCAGCGUGCAAUUUGGUGAACACCAGCCUAUCAGUCUUGAAGAAGCGAGACGGAGGACCAAGCAGCAUGCCGUGAGGUUGCAGGACAGGCACAGGGAGAUGGAGGCGUUGAAGGAGGUGGAUGAGGAGAGUUGGAGGCGGAGGAGGGUCGAAGAGCGGAAAAGGCAGAAAGGAAGGGUUAUGCAAGAGGGAGAGGGGAGGAGGGAGAGUGCACCAUAUCCGGAGAACAAUCUGAUUCCGACUGAAGAAGGGAUCGUGAGAGAAGGUAGGCCAAGGGGGUUGAGUGCGCCGAAUAUGGAUGAGGCAGUGGGGUUGGGUGUGAACCUGGGUUGA